CAAGUGUGAUUGAGAAGAGGAAGAGAUAAAUGACGUUAUUUGCAUGCGUGGUUACGGUGUCGCAAGCACAGAAAGCAAAAGAAAGUAUUUUUCUAAGAAUACGACUUCCUAUUUGUCAAACCUUCUGUUUUAGCAUAUAAAUUAGAACUAUCCUUGUCGUAUUAUGAAAAAGCAGACAGAGUGCUCAGAACGUACAUAUUGGUAGACAUAUUCAUUUAUAUAAAUUUCAGAGUAUUACGUAUGGAGAAACUACGUGUCGGAAUAAUUGGUUGUGGUCCAAGUGGUUUAGUUACAUUGAAAGAAUUAAUCGAGGAAGGACACGAGGCGGUCAUCUUUGAAAAAUCAAAUGUAAUAGGUGGUUUGUUUAAAACUGUCUAUCAAGAAGGUUACAUGGUCAGUAGUAAUUUGAUAACAAUGUUUAGUGAUUUUGUUGGUCAGAAUGCGGAUGAAUUAUUGAAGAAACCGCGAAUGUGGAGUUUUGUGGAGUAUUCACAAUAUCUGAAUGAUUAUGCUGAACAUUUUCAAUUGAAAUCAUCGAUCCAGUUUGGAAGUGCAGUUCAAACGAUAUGGAAAGAUCUGAAAACGGGUAAAUGGAAAAUGAGAGUGAAAUCAGGUGAAAACUAUGAAGAAGAAAGUGUACAUAUAUUCGAUCGAAUUGUCAUCUGUUCGGGUACACAUCAAACUAGAAGUAUGCCAAAUUUCAUUGGUCAAGACCGUUAUCAAGGUCAGAUAAAACAUUUACAAGAUAUUAAACAGUUUAAUGAAUUUGCCGGCCACAAUGUAUGUAUUGUGGGAAGCGGUGAAGCCGCAUCCGAUAUGACACUGGCAGCGGCACAAAAUGGGAAGUCAUCGUUUAUAUCCAUUCGACAAGAUCAUGGGGUUCUUGUACCCAGAUACAGGUAUGGUCCGCAUGGCCCUGCCGAUUUAAUCACAAGUCGUGUUCACCAUUCAAUUCCUGUUGCCUUCAAUGUAUUUCAUAGUUA
Didymodactylos carnosus is the source of this 983-nucleotide messenger RNA. The record is from the annotation of a GenBank genome assembly. Lineage: Eukaryota; Metazoa; Rotifera; Eurotatoria; Philodinida; Philodinidae.